Messenger RNA from Cynoglossus semilaevis (tongue sole), 1410 nucleotides. RefSeq names its product acyl-CoA synthetase family member 2, mitochondrial-like. Lineage: Eukaryota; Metazoa; Chordata; Actinopteri; Pleuronectiformes; Cynoglossidae. The annotation marks the transcript as partial. Gene Ontology annotation, molecular function: medium-chain fatty acid-CoA ligase activity. The transcript is spliced from 8 exons. Gene Ontology annotation, biological process: fatty acid metabolic process. The record is from RefSeq and is a predicted model, not a curated record.
UGCACCUUCAUCUAUGGCACACCCACCAUGUACGUAGACAUGAUUAACCAGCCAGACGUGGCUAAAUAUGACCUUUCAUCAGUGGAAGCAGGUGUCAUGGCCGGUUCCCCCUGUCCACCAGAGCUUGUAAGGCAAGUCGUUUCUGUUUUGGGGGUCAAGGAAAUAACUGUUGGAUAUGGUACCACAGAGAACAGCCCUGUGACAUUCUGUGCCAGCCCCAAGGACAACAUUGAGAGGAAGAGUAAGACAUGUGGUUUCAUUAUGGACCAUGUGGAGGCUAAAGUAGUGGACCCUGUUACUAGGGAGAUCGUACCUCUAGGAACACCGGGGGAGAUAAUGAUCCGAGGGUACUGUGUGAUGCUGGAAUACUGGAACGAUAAAGAAAAAACCGAAGAGUGCAUUAGUAAAGACGGCUGGUACAAAACAGGUGACAUUGGCAGCAUUGAUGCGUUCAGCUACUGUCGCAUUCAGGGUCGUAUAAAAGACAUGAUCAUCAGAGGAGGGGAGAACAUUUAUCCUGCUGAGAUCGAACGGUUUCUGCACACACACCCUAAAGUGAAGGAGGCUCAGGUGAUUGGUGUAAGAGAUUUUCGUAUGGGAGAGGAAAUUUGUGCCUGUAUCCAACUGGUAGAUGGAGAAGAAUGUACUGCAGAGGAAAUCAAAGCCUUCUGUAAGGACAAGAUUAGUCACUUCAAGAUCCCUCGCUAUGUACUUUUUGUGACCAGUUACCCACUCACUAUCACUGGAAAGGUCCAGAAGUUUAAACUGUGUGAGGAGGCUGAGAAGGAGCUGGGGCUGACAAAGGAAAAAUGAGGAUGAGGAAAAAGAGGAAAUAUAUAAUAGGAGAUACAAUUGGACCAACAGGACAUUUUUGUAACAGGUACAAGAUAAAUAUUUCAUACUGUGGGUUUAAAUACAGGACAUAAGUGAAGUUUUACAUCUGAAAUUAUGACUCAAUUUCUCAGAGUUAUGGACACACAAUUGUUACCUGAUCUGGCAUAAAAUGUAGUUUGACAAGGUCGAUGUCGCAGGUCUGUGAUAUGGUACUGUAUGAAUGUUCGAUAUCCACCUGCUAGACAUUGGGCAACUCUAGUCAAAAAGAAAGCAGAGAGAGGAAAUUUGUGAUUAGUGAUCAGGCAUAAUCCAGAAAUGGUGUUAAAUAAAUGUAUUUAGUACACCUUUAAGACCACUAAUAACACAAUAGUUGUUAAGGAGAGAUAUAUUAAUACAUGAGACCAAAAUGUUAAGAAAAUGUAGAAGCAAAAAUAUACUGCUGUAACAAAAAUAUCAAAAAUAAAAAAAGUCUUAUAAUUCAUGGUGCAUCCAAGAUAUUGGUGGGACUUGUUCCUCGUCCUGUUUUAACCAUUUAUACAUUAACUUGAAAUAAAUAUUGUACUUGUAUUGUUUAAA